This is a messenger RNA of Loxodonta africana (African savanna elephant), 1642 nucleotides long. RefSeq names its product GPALPP motifs containing 1 (gene GPALPP1). Lineage: Eukaryota; Metazoa; Chordata; Mammalia; Proboscidea; Elephantidae. The transcript has 9 exons. The coding region runs from base 115 to 1161 and encodes 348 amino acids. The record is from RefSeq and is a predicted model, not a curated record.
UUUGUCAGCGCCGGAAAAACUUCCGGCAUCGGUGACGGAUCGCGGGCUGCCUUUUGGGUGGGUUUCAUUCCGCGCGAACAGAUUUGUGUGCGUGAUUAGCUCCUGCCACCGCGGAUGGCGAGAGACCUGAUCGGGCCGGCGCUCCCGCCCGGCUUCAACGCCCGCGGGACAGCGGAGGACGAGGAGAGGGACCCGAGCCCGGUUGCAGGACCAGCUUUGCCCCCUAAUUAUAAAAGCAGUAGUUCGGAUUCAUCAGACAGCGAUGAGGACAGUAGUUCUUUGUACGAAGAAGGAAAUCAGGAGUCUGAAGAAGAUGACACUGGUCCAACUGCAAGAAAACAGAGGAGAAAUCAGGAUGAUGACGAUGAUGACGAUGAUGGAUUUUUUGGACCAGCUCUUCCUCCUGGAUUUAAAAAGCAGGAUGAGUCUCCUCCAAGACCAAUAAUAGGUCCUGCAUUACCACCUGGUUUUAUUAAAUCUACACAGAAAAGUGACAAAGGCAGAGAUGCUCCAGGACAACAGGUAUCAUAUUUCAACUCUAAGGAAACAAGUAGCAGUGAAGAUGAUGAGGACAUUGUUGGACCAAUGCCUGCAAAAGGACCAGUUAACUAUAGUGUAACGACAGAGUUUGAAAAAAGGGCCCAGAGAAUGAAAGAAAAACUGACCAGAGGAGAUGAUGAUUCACCUAAACCUAUUACAAGGGAGUCCUGGAUGACUGAGCUUCCUCCAGAAAUGAAAGACUUUGGUCUUGGGCCAAGAACGUUUAAGAGAAGAGCUGAUGACAAGUCCGGAGAUCGAUCGAUUUGGACAGAUACUCCAGCUGACAGAGAAAGGAAAGCUAAAGAAACACAAGAAGCAAGAAAGUCAUUCAGUAAGAAGGAUGAAGAACAUAUAUUGUCUGGAAGGGAUAAGAGAUUGGCUGAGCAGGUAUCCUCAUACAAUGAUUCAAAAAGAUCAGAAUCUCUUAUGGACAUACACCAUAAAAAAUUAAAGAAUAAAGCCGCUGAAGACAAAAAUAAGCCCCAAGAGAGAAUACCAUUUGACCGUGAUAAGGAUCUCAAGGUUAAUCGGUUUGAUGAAGCUCAGAAAAAAGCUCUAAUAAAGAAAUCCAGAGACUUGAACACCAGAUUUUCACAUGGCAAAGGCAAUAUGUUUUUAUAAGGGGAUUUCCCUGUGCAAUGAAGAGAAGUUUGAAGAAUACUCUUUUAUCUGUCUGUCCGUCCACCUUUAUUCCUUUGUUCCAGCUUCUCACUAUUAGAGAUUGGUUUUUAUAAACCAAACAUGCUUAACUUUGUUCAUUGUGUCCUUCAAGGUCAAGUGGAAACAUGCAGUCAGUGUUUCUUAUGUGGAAUAGAAUAUAUAUCUUUGGCUUCUGAGGAAGCCUGGCCUUUUCUUCAAAUAAUUACUUGGGUUUUGUUUUUUGUUUGUUUUCUGAUUUUUGUGGUGUCUCUUGAGUACCCGCUAAGAUCUGGUCAGUCCUGUCCGCUCAGUCUCUACCACAGCCUGGAGCUUCCUUGUCAGAUACUGCUAACCUGUCCUGGAAUCAGUGGCUCAGAUGCUUACAGAAAAUCCAUGAAUUUCAUAUUGGUCAGUUUUUCCUUCUAAGUUACAGCUGGUGAAUACACAUCUACUUGAAAAUAGA